AAUAGAUGUGAAUGUCGCCAAGAUCGGCAUCAUCUUAAAUAGUAGACAGUAGAACAGGUACAGCGCUAUCAAAUCCUAGGAUACCCCUUUGAGGGAUUCAUUCAAAUACCAGGAGGAGAAACUGAAGGAGAAUAAAGUUGACCAUGCGUUUCCUCCGGAACAGCCACCAACGGCUACUUGCGUAUACCAAGCUCCUGACUUCCUAUGUGAACCAAGGCCAUCACCACCAAGCCCUCACCCUCUUCUCCCAGUUGUUCUCCAGCCCCGACCUCGCUCUGGACCCAUAUGCCUUCCCCCUCGCCCUCAAGUCUUCCGCCGCCCUUCACCUCCCGCACUCCGUGGCUCUGAUCCAUGCCCAUGCCGUCAAGGCCGGUCUGCUCUCUAACCCAUUCGUUGCAUCCGCUCUCGUUGAUUCUUGUGGCAAAUGCAUCUCCAUUACCUCUGCCCGACAAUUGUUCGAGGAAUGUCCGCAGCGAAAUGUUGUCGUGUGGAAUGCGAUGAUUUCUCUCUACUCCCGUUCUAACGAUAUAACCAACGCGCUGCGGUUGUUUGAGCUCAUGGAUGUCACUCCCACCGAGUCAUCCUACAAUUCAAUAAUCGCGUCACUCGCAGAGUCCGAUGACGGGUCGUCUCGAGCCCUCGGUUUCUAUCGGCGGAUGCAGGGAUCGGGUUUGAAGCCCAACCUGAUCACGGUUCUAGCACUCUUACCUGCUUGUGUAAGCAUUGGCUCAUUGAAUUUGAUCAAAGAAGUUCAUGGGUUUGCCAUGAGACAUCACAUCCAACUGCAUUCCCACCUGUCCAGCGGACUCGUUGAAGCUUACGGCCGGUGCGGUUGUUUGAUCGAUGCACGUAAAAUUUUCGAUCAGAUGCCGGAGAGGGACGUGGUAGCAUGGAGCUCCAUGAUAUCAGCGUAUGCAUUCCAUGGCAACGCUCGAAUUAUGAUGUCUCUUCUUCAGAAAAUGGAAAGGGACAGUGUACGGCCAGAUGGGAUUAUGUUUCUUAGCGUGUUGAAGGCAUGCAGUCAUGCCGGACUUGCAGAUGAUGCAUUGGAAUAUUUCGAGCUAAUGACCAAGCACUAUGGAGUGGAGGCAGGCAGUGAUCACUACUCGUGCUUGGUGGAUGUUUUGAGCCGAGCAGGGAGAUUGAAUGACGCUCAUGAGGUUUUACAGGGGAUGCCGGUGAAAGCAACUGCUAAGGCUUGGGGGGCGCUUCUUGGGGCUUGCCGGAAUCAUGGAGAAGUUGGGCUUGCGGAGAUUGCAGGAAGAGCGUUGUUUGAGAUAGAGCCAGAGAACGCAGGGAGCUUUGUUCUGCUGUCAAGUAUUUACGCUGCUGCAGGGAAAUACGAGGAGGCAGAGAGGGUCAGAAGACAGAUGGAGGAAAGAGGUGUUAAGAGGAUGCCGGGAAGCAGUUGGUUUAUAUCUCGCAAGUCUUAAAAAGUUGUAGCUCAUCAUCACCAAAGUUCUAGUUCUAGAUUAGGACUUUUACAGGCUUCUGGGGAUUCCUUAGCCUUGAUCAUGCAUGUCGGAUUGGGACAUCGAUCUGAAAAAUUUUGUGGUGAAGUCUUUUAAUUAAAUUUUUGUUUGUAAGAAGCAGAUGAAGAUUAGGAUGCUGAUGGUGUAAAAGUUGUAUUGUUUGCAAGAAUUCCCUUGUCAGCGUGUCUUCAUCCACAGAGAUUCUUUAUUUCCUACUUAUUCAUGUCAUUAUUUCGCAUAUGGAGAGCAUUAGCCUAACAAGCAUGCUCUUUUAUUUUGUGAUCAUCUUGUUCAAAGAUGACAAGAUGUUACAUUGGAAAGAGCCCUAAAUAAAGGAAAUUUAGGGAGGACACGGACGAGAAGGAACUCAUUGUGCUUUCAGCGAUGCUCCAUCAUGAAUCUUUGACGGUGCGAAGACUGAUGGCACAUUCCUAAUACUCAUGUAAUGGCAAAUUGUGAAGCCAUCGAACCAAGGGUUGCAGCUGCAGAGCAAUAUCUCCCAGGUUAAGCGGUCAUGAACUGAUGUUUUUGUAGAGGCUGUUAACUAAGUUAUUUGUAGUUAAUGAACAUCUUUAAGUAAUUUCUGCCAGAAUAUCUUUUUCCGUGCAAUGCAUUGGUCCAUAUUUACAGCUUAAUCACAUUCCAGUCAGUAAAUUGAAAUGUACUUAGUUGCGUGUGAGUAUUUUGGAAUCUAUAUGCUUUUGUAAAUUGAAAUAAUUUCUUUUUCUGAUUCUGAAGUCGUCAUAAUGAGCAUAAAUUUGGCAAAGCUUCUUCCCUUGUUUUGUACAUUAUUAUAGGACUAUUUGAAGCAUAAAAUGGACUUAUUUGGAUUGGGACUUAUUAGCUUUCUGGUGAUAAUAAAUUACCUUUUAUCAUUUUAAUAAAGAAGCACACUCUCCCUUUGUUAAAAUGUUCAAGACUAUCAUACAUCUUGGUGAAGUAUGAAGUGACAUUUUGCUCACAGCCUGUAUUUUAUUUUAACUUUUAUGUAUCCCUUUAAAAUUAGUGCAUAUUCAAUUUCUGAAGAUUAUUGGUGUGGUUAGUUAUCAAAUAAUGAUCACAAUGUCAGAAGAAGUAUGAAGAUGCCUGCUUGUCUAGGCAGGCACCUGGUCAUCCAUGCAUUUUCAAGUUAUGCGAGCGAAAUUUCAGAUUAGUCCAAACUACUACUUGGCAAAUUUACUUUAAACAAAUGUUUCAGUUUUUGUAAGUUUUCCUUGUAAACCUUUAAACAGAGAAUGGUUAGCUUUAACCAGUAUAGGAAGUUAUUGCAAAGCCAUUGCUUGUAACUCCAUACAUCACUUGGACAAAGAUUCUUUGAUGUGUUCUGCCAAGGGAUCUAUAAUGAAUUUCCUCUGCAAGUGUUUCUAGAAACAUUAGAGGAUAUGAAAUUCAUUUCUGUAAAUGUCUGACAUCCUGCAGUUUAACAGAAUCAGAGAACUUUCCUCAGAAUAGUAAUAUAGUGGCAACAUAUUCCGACAUCCUGAUAUAUGUCUUUGAUUGUUAUUGUUAUGCUAUAGUUUUAUAUAGAUACUGACACACACAUAUCAACCUCAGGCUCUAUUUUUAUUUUUUAAGGAUUGAAAGUUGAACCUAGUGUUUCAAGCAAGGUUCACCAAAUACCGGCAUGGUUCGGCCAGUUGAAUCCAGAUGCUUUAAUCCCUCUCCUAAAACCCUCUCCAGCUCUCCCAAUGCUCUUGAAGUCCUCACCUCCCCUCUCUCUCCCUCUCCCGCCUUCUCCAGCCUCUAUCCUCCGACAACUCCCCAACAGUGUCCUAUCCACAUCCAACAAUGACGACAUCCCAAAUAGGUAAGCUCUCUCCCCCCCCCCCCCCCUACCGUCAAUUAGUCGUCAGAUGGCUUGAAGCCCUCGCAAUGUCCUCACCUCUCCUAUCUCUCCUUUCCUCUCUUGCCUCUGCUCUCCCAUCUCACCCCUUGGCCUUGGUCCUCUGAUGAUGCCAUCCGAUGGCAUACCAUCCACAUCUGAUGAUGAAAAUGACAACAUCCCAGCCAGGCGAGUCCUCUUUCUUGCUCUCAAUCUCCACCACCAGAUCCUAAGGCAUCGGCCUUUCCCUCCUUCCCCCUCCUUCAUCCUAAGGGGAAAAAAUGCAUGUGCAAGUUGCAUGAAGAUUUAAUGUUGGUGCUAGCAUUCUAUAUCUUUUGUUCCAUGUAAAUUUUGAAAGGCGAAUUCAAUGGGAGGAACAAGAUGGUAGUCCUUUGGUCUUAUAAGUUUCACUCAGGAAGUGACUUUUCCUUCAUCUUUUUCUGGUUUUCUUUUAGAUCAAAUUCUGAAUAUUUUACUCUUACUCUACUUCUUACUACGGAAUGGGUGUUUAUAAAGAGCUGAGCCUUCUUUGACAGUGUCUAACUUGUGCACACUGCUAGAAGUUUUCAGGUCAGUACUUGGUUCGUGCGAGUGGAUGUCUAUUGUUAAUGAAGUGCAGAAAUUUUAAGGUCCGCUGACUCUAAUACAAGAUGCAAAACUUUCAGCCUUAAGUGCACGUUCCUAUUUAUUAUAUUUUAGUCCUUAUAAAUGUAUAUAUCUGACUUAUGUAAAUCUGCAGUCCUUUCCAAUCUUGCUCCUCCAGUUUAAGGGUCAGUUAGUUAUAAGAGAAUUUUUUGUCAAAAUAGAUGUUCUUAGCUCUGUUUUUUUGUUUCAAACAAGAUGAGACUGCAUGGUGUAAAAAAACUGGUUGCUGAAUA
Molecule: messenger RNA, 4172 nt
Organism: Phoenix dactylifera (date palm)
Lineage: Eukaryota; Viridiplantae; Streptophyta; Magnoliopsida; Arecales; Arecaceae
Source: RefSeq, a predicted model, not a curated record